AUGUCGUCCGCCAAUCUCGUGGAGUCCGCUAAAAAGGCCGCGGCCUAUCGCGCCGUCGACGAGCACCUUGACCCUUCGUUUCGUUUCGUCGGCAUUGGCUCCGGCAGCACCGUCGUCUAUGUUGUAGACGCAAUUGCCGCCAAGGGCCCCGCCUUCUACGCCAACAUGGUCUUCCUCCCGACGGGAAGCCAGUCCAAGGCCCUCAUCAGGAAUGCUGGCCUCACGCUCUGUAGUCUGCCUGAUCGACCGUCAGGCCCCGAUGGCCUUCCCGUUGCUCUCGACGUGGCGUUUGACGGCGCCGACGAGGUGGAUGCCGAGCUCAAUCUUAUCAAGGGUGGUGGUGGCUGUCUGUUGCAGGAGAAGGGAGUCGCCGUGAGGGCGAAGAAGUUCGUCGUUGUUGCGGACUACCGCAAAAUCUCGGAUCGUUUGUGCACAAAAUGGACUUCCGGCAUCCCUAUUGAGGUAGAUCCAUUCUUCGCCUUGGAUGUGUUAGUCGAUCUCAAAGAACUGGGAUCAAUUGAGCCCAAAAUCCGCUUGGGACUCCCGGCGAAGGCUGGCGAAUGUGUCACGGAUAACGGCAACUGGAUCAUUGACGCCCCGUUCAAGCCCCUCAAACUGAAGAGCGAUCCCGCCGGCGAUGGCUGGGAAGUGUCGCAGCUCGGGGCUGCCAUUAAACAACUGCCGGGCGUCGUGGAAACCGGACUGUUCUGGGGUAUCAACGGAAUCGAGGCUGCGAAUCUCACCGGCCGGAGAGCGGCUCCCCAGAAGCCCGUCGCCGCAUAUUUCGGAAUGGAAAACGGCGAGGUAGAAGUCAAGACUGCGCAAUAG
Molecule: messenger RNA, 828 nt
Organism: Scedosporium apiospermum
Lineage: Eukaryota; Fungi; Ascomycota; Sordariomycetes; Microascales; Microascaceae
Product: Ribose-5-phosphate isomerase
Exons: 2
Coding region: 1-828 (275 amino acids)
Biological process (GO): D-ribose metabolic process; pentose-phosphate shunt, non-oxidative branch
Cellular component (GO): intracellular membrane-bounded organelle
Molecular function (GO): ribose-5-phosphate isomerase activity
Source: RefSeq, a predicted model, not a curated record